Molecule: messenger RNA, 1634 nt
Organism: Monopterus albus (swamp eel)
Lineage: Eukaryota; Metazoa; Chordata; Actinopteri; Synbranchiformes; Synbranchidae
Product: NEDD4 family-interacting protein 1-like
Exons: 8
Coding region: 172-825 (217 amino acids)
Biological process (GO): positive regulation of protein ubiquitination; vacuolar transport; metal ion transport
Cellular component (GO): endoplasmic reticulum; Golgi apparatus; perinuclear region of cytoplasm
Molecular function (GO): WW domain binding
Source: RefSeq, a predicted model, not a curated record
UGAAGGCAUCAUCACCCUCAGUUACAGUGAGUCAGUCGGGAGAAGGUAGGAGAUGGCCGACUAGGAAGAACCCUUACCUUUGCAAUUUCGUCGGCAAGAUCCUUUUACAUAACACAUCUUCACAGGUGAAGUGGGAAGAGGACGUUUUAAAUAUUUCGUUCCUCUUCCACAAUGGCCGAACAAAACAGCAACGUGAGAUAUCAAGAGCUGGUUAAUGAGGAGGAGCCAGCCCAACUGUCCCAGGAGGGUCCAGCCCAGGAUGCACCUCCACCCUACAGCAGCAUUGCUGCAGCUAAUGCAGCUUUCUUUGACUAUAAGGAAGAUGGAAGAUAUCCCAACCCUCCGUCGUACAAUGUUGCCACCACUCUGCCCUCCUAUGAUGAAGCUGAAAGAAGCAAAGCAGAGGCUGCCAUCCCUCUGGUCGCUGGAAGAAUCACGGAGGACGACUUUGUGGCCAGAGAUGAUUUUGAAGAUGCUGACCAGCUGCGAAUAGGAAACGACGGCAUCUUCAUGCUGACUUUCUUCAUGGCAUUCCUCUUCAACUGGAUUGGCUUCUUCUUGUCAUUCUGUCUGACCACAUCAGCCGCCGGUCGAUACGGCGCCAUCUCUGGCUUUGGCCUGUCCCUCAUCAAAUGGGUUCUGAUUGUCAGGUUUUCCACCUAUUUCCCUGGCUACUUUGAUGGGCAGUACUGGUUGUGGUGGGUGUUCCUGGCCCUGGGCUUCAUGCUGUUCAUCAGAGGCUUUGUUAACUACUCCAGAGUGCGUAAAUUGGCCGAUCCCACCUACACCACCCUUCCCCGAACAAGGGUGCUUUUCAUCUACUAGAGGCUGUUGGAUGUGAAGAACUGGACAUGACCACCACAAGCAGCAACACUGCAACGAGUUUGAAAUUAAACUGAAGACACUUAAAGGAUAGGUUUAGGAGUUUCAAGUUGGUCUUAACACAGUAGUGAUGUGCCCAUAUGCACAUGAGAAUUGUACCUAGUCUGUAACUUCUCUUCUCCACACUCACCUGGACUGUGACUGAAUGUAAAAAUUGCACUCCAAAGUUUUCUGAGGCUCUAAUGAAGCCUCAGCCGUCCCACUAAGGUCAUCUGAGUUGGUAUCUUUUAAAGCUAUGGUCUGCUUAAGACAUAUUUAGCUUUUUUUGUUACCCGGAAAAGUACUUCCUUGCCGAGCUAUGGCAGAGGGAUACAUUCUCCUAUGCGCCUGUGGGCUUUGUUACUACAGCCGACUCUACUCACGUGAGUAAAGAGAUGUCAGUUUAUUUAUAAAGCAUAUUUCAAAACAUCACUUGGCCAAAGUGCUCUAUGUAAUAAUACAUACUGUAGUAUAAAACAGUCGUGGAAGAGAUGAGGAGAAAAAAAAAGCGCCACAACCCUUAUACUGUACCUAAAAGCAAUAAUAAAUAUGAUAAAAAGACUAGUUAAAAGGAAAUUGGAUUACAACCACAUGAAAAAAGGCACAAAUAAGAAAUGGUCACAUCCCUCAGACUAUGGUUACGAGCAAUAGAAAAAAAAUUGAAUUACAGCUGUUAAGCUGUAUCACGAGUCAGAGCAUAAUCCAUCCAUCCAUCUUCAUCUGAGACCUGUUCAUGGGGGCAGUAGCCUGAGCAGAGCCUCCCAGACUUUCCU